Messenger RNA from Centropristis striata (black sea bass), 2285 nucleotides. Its product is annotated as protein FAM98A-like. Bases 118 to 1656 code for a protein of 512 amino acids. Lineage: Eukaryota; Metazoa; Chordata; Actinopteri; Perciformes; Serranidae. Gene Ontology annotation, cellular component: tRNA-splicing ligase complex. The transcript has 8 exons. The record is from RefSeq and is a predicted model, not a curated record.
AACAGCAGAAGAAGAAGUAGAAGAAGAAGAAGAAGUAUAACGUGUAUGAAGCUGAGCUGGCUCAUUUAAAAUAUCUAUUUCAUAGCGAUUUAAGAGCAAAAACCACAGAUUUCUGGGAUGGAGAAUGACAUUCUCGUCUCUCUUGAAGAUUUAGGGUACCAGGGCCCUCUGCUGGAGGAAGGAGCUCUGGACGGUGCUGUGAGUGGAGGAGCAGCUUCCCCCGAGUUUACAAAGCUUUGUGCCUGGAUCGUCUCAGAGCUCCGACUCUACUGCAAGCUGGAGGAGAAUGUCCACGCCACCAACUGUCCGAGUGAAGCGGAGAGUUUCCAGCUGGAGAUGAGCGGCCUGCUGUCGGAGCUCAUCUGUCCCUACUCGGUCCUCAGCAGCCGGGACAUCGGCCAGAGGUUCCUCAGCAGGACCGACUGUCUGCUGCUGCUCAGUUUUCUGGUGUCUCACUUGGAGGCGUCCAGGAUGAUCCUGGUUAACGAACCCGAGAAGAAGACCCAGGAGUCGGGCAGCCCCGUGUUCCAGGAGCUGAAGGGGAUCUGCAUGGCUCUGGGCAUGUCCAAGCCUCCAGCCAACAUCACCAUGUUCCAGUUCUUCAGUGGCAUCGAGAAGAAGCUGAAAGAAGCCCUGAGUAGAGUCCCACCAACCCAAGUAGGAGAACCUCUGCUGAAGAAAGCCCUGGGACCAGUUCACCUGGAAAAAAUUGAAGCUAUAAACCAAUCACUUGUAAAUGAGUACGAAGUGAGAAGAAAAAUGCUGCUGAAGCGUCUCGAUGUGACGGUGCAGUCCUUCGGUUGGUCCGGCAGAGCCAAGACGCAUGCUGAGAAGUUGGCCAAAGUCUACCAGCCGCUCCGUUCUGCUCUCGGCACCAAAAGUAAAAUCUCCGUCGCCCACCUCCUCGCCGCUCGACAAGACUUCUCCAAGAUCCUGCGUACGAGCAGCGGCAAGAUCAGAGAGAAGACUGCUUGUGCCAUUAAUAAGGUCCUAAUGGGCCGAGUCCCGGACAGAGGAGGCCGACCCUGUGAGAUCGAGCCUCCUCCUCCAGAGAUGCCCUCCUGGCAGAAACGCCAGGACGCUCCUCAGGGUGGAGGACACUACGGUGGACACGGAGGAGGAGGAGGAGGCGGCAGGGGCGGCUACGACAACUACUCACAGUCCGGCCGCGGAGGGUACGAGAGAGGAGGACAUGGAGACCGGGGAGGUAGAGGAGGAGGAGGAGGAGGAGGAAGAGGAGGGAAGGUGCAGGGAGGCUGGGGAGACGGAGGAGGGAGAGGCAACUACAACCAGGGCCACUAUCAAGAUAGAGGAGGCUACGGAGGAGGAGGAGGAGGGAACAACCAGGGAGGCUUCCAGGACUACCACGGAGGAGGAGGAGGAGGAGGCGGUUACCAUGACAACUACCACCAAGACGGAGGCUGGCAUCAGGAGAGAGGCGGCGGAGGAGGAGGAGGAGGAGGUCGAGGCGGUCGUGGAGGCAGGGGAAGAGGAGGCCGAGGAGGAGGAGGAGGAGGAGGAGGAGGACAAGGAGGCUGGGGAGGAAGAGGGGGUCAGAGUUUUAACCAAGGAGGACAGUUUGAACAGUUCUUCCAGCACGGCGGGCAGCACUACAACCAGGCCGGCUUCAACCAGGGCAAACACUACACCAGUUGAAGAAACAGUCGGGGGUCAUUUCAGCAGAGUCCACUCACAGGAUCGACUCGUCAUGAGUGAACAGCUUUAAAACAUCGUCUGGUUUAGAGUUUCAGCAUGGUUAAAAGUGGUUAAAACGUUAAACGAGAGCCUAGAUGCACAAAUAACACAUACAGCUGCAUAUAAGCUGCAGAGAGGGAGCGUUCCCAUGGAGUCCUUUGCUUUCUCAUACUGGUGUGUUACUGUUACAGAUAUCCAAGCCAAAAGCUUCAAGCUAUAAUUAGUCGAUUAGUUGGACUUUGCUGUUCUAACCUCAUUUUGACACUUUAUUAGCCUUAUAUUUGGACAGGAAGGAGGUCCUAACGUUUCAUUUGUUGGUGCACUUGUGUGUCUAAUGACUGAAUAAAAAAAAAAAAUCCUUAAUAGUUUAAUUGAAUUGCUUGAAAACGGCUUCAUCUCUAUUCCAGUUUUUGGUUUUGUUACAAUAGAUUUGACUGGAAAUCUCCUUUUGUUUCUUAUUUAAAAAAAACUAAAAAAAACCUGUCAUCUUGUACGGCUCAUGGAAGAUUGUGUGCGUACAGAAUUUGGAUGUUGGAAGGUUUGCAUGGGUGUGUGAAUGAGCAAUAAAAAAAUCUGAAAUGAGAACAUUA